AUGCAGCAGCAGCCGCCGCCGGCGUCCGUCCGCGCCGUCACCAUCCGAUUCGCCGACCUCAGGGAUCGGAGCAAGGACCUGGGCGGCUUCAUCGAGGAAGGCUUCGGGCCUCGGGGGCUCGGCAUCGUCUCCAUCGACGACGUGAGUGAUGCUACUGUGCUACAGCGUUUGAGGCUGAGAUGCAGCAUGAGCAGAUUUCGAUUUCUAUUUCUCUCGACUUUGAGCUUACCGCUUACGAUCGUCAACCUUCCUGAUGAUGUGAAGAAACAACUGGAGGACCCAGAUAGCAGGUCAUAG
This is a messenger RNA of Miscanthus lutarioriparius, 297 nucleotides long. NCBI's taxonomy places the organism in Eukaryota, Viridiplantae, Streptophyta, Magnoliopsida, Poales, Poaceae. The record is from the annotation of a GenBank genome assembly.